GAAAAAUAGGCCUUUUUCCCAUCCAUCAAUGUCGAGCUCCAUGGAGAAGAUAACUGAUCAUCACAAGGAAGAGAGGUUCAAUUCCCUUCAUGGUGAUGAGGACGAGCCGGUUCCUAACUACAGAGGCAUCAAGGCUAUGCCUUAUAUCAUCGCUUUCCCGUGGUUAUUUUUAUUGUGACCAGGAAAUGAGACGUUUGAGAAGCUUGGGACGGUUGGUUCGGCGACGAACCUGGUAGUGUACCUGACGACGGUUUUCAACAUGAAGAGUGUCACGGCUGCCACUCUUAUUAACGUCUUCAAUGGCACCUGCAACUUGGCUACUCUUGUUGGAGCUUUCCUCUGUGAUGCAUAUUUUGGCAGAUACAAGUGCUUGGGCUUUGCCUCUAUUUGCUCCUUAUUGGGCAUGCUAAUUCUAAUGCUAACCGCGGCAAUCCCAAACGCACACCCACCUCACUGCGCCGCAACAACUUGCUCUCCGCCAACACCCUGGCAGUUCACCUUCCUACUAGCUUCCUUCCUCUGCCUAGUCAUCGGCGCCGGCGGGAUCCGGCCAUGCAACCUGGCCUUCGGGGCCGACCAGUUCGACCCGAGAUCCGAAUCCGGUAAGAGAGGGACUUCCAGCUUCUUCAAUUGGUACUACUGCACCUAUGCCGCCGCCGUGAUGGUAUCUGUUACAGGGAUUGUCUACGUUCAGUCAAACAUCAGCUGGUCGAUAGGGCUGGCCAUUCCUGCUUUCCUAAUGUUCAUAUCUUGUGCCCUCUUCUUUUGGGGUACUAGAAUUUAUGUUAUUGUUAAGCCACAGGGGAGCCCGUUGACGAGUGUAGCGCAAGUGCUUGUUGCUGCUUUAAGGAAGAGGUCUCUGGAGUUGCCUGAAGAUAGUGGGGCUCCGCUUUUUGACUAUCAUCCUCCUAAAUCGAUUAACUCCAGGCUUCCUCGUACAUCCCAGUUCAGGUGUCUGGAUAAAGCUGUAAUCGUCACAGACAGUGACAAGAUCAACCCAAAUGGCUCGCCCAACAAACCAUGGAGACUCUGCAGCAUGCAACAAGUUGAAGAAGUGAAGUGCAUAGUCCGAAUCCUCCCCAUAUGGGCAUCCACCAUAAUCUCCAACGUUCCUCUCUUGCAACAACAAACCUAUGCAGUCUUCCAAGCCCUUCAAUCUGACAGACAACUCGGCCAUUUCCAAAUCCCCGCAGCGACAUACGUCCUCUUCACCAUGGUAACCCUAACCAUAUGGAUCCCAAUCUACGACCGCAUCUUGGUCCCUUACCUCGAGAAAAUAACCCACCACAAAGAAGGUGGUGGUGGGUUGACCCUUCUCCAAAGGAUGGGGAUUGGGAUGGUGCUAGCCAUCGCGUGUGCCUUGGUUUCGGGCGUGGUCGAAGUGGAGAGGAAGCACAUGACUCGAGCUUCGCCUACUUUGGGGGUUACCCCACAAGGUGGAGAAGUCUCCACCAUGUCGAGCAUGUGGUUAAUCCCACAACUGAUGCUGGCAGGACUAGCCGAGGCAUUUGGCUACAUUGCGCAGAUCGAGUUUUACUACAAGCAGUUUCCAGAGAACAUGAGCAGCAUCGCACAGUCGUUUUUCUUUGUUGCAUAUGCUUUGUCGAACUAUUUGAGUGGGUUUUUGGUUUAUGUUGUGCAUAAGGUAAGUGAAGGGAAUGAAGGUGGGGACUGGUUGGCGGAUGAUUUGAAUAAGGGGAAGCUAGAUUGGUUUUAUUUUGUGAUUGGUGGGUUGGGAGUGGUGAAUUUUGUGUAUUUCUUGGUGUGUGCGAGGUGGUAUACUUAUAAGGGUGAUUUGAAGAGGUUAGGCGGGGAGAUUGAUUUAGAAGGGAAUGUUUGAAAGAAGCAGGGGAUUUCGGUGUGUGUGGAGUUGUAACUUGUAAGAGUUGAAUAAGAAAGGAAAGGCAUGAGUAUCGUUAUGUUCUUUUGCAAUUUUAUCCUAUUAUAAAGAGAUCAUUUGUUGGUUGGAUUUGAAAAAAAAAAAAAGAGAUUUUUUUUUUACUAAAAAGAAGGUUUUGGAAAAUCCAAGAUUAAUGA
This is a messenger RNA of Linum tenue, 2037 nucleotides long. NCBI's taxonomy places the organism in Eukaryota, Viridiplantae, Streptophyta, Magnoliopsida, Malpighiales, Linaceae. The record is from the annotation of a GenBank genome assembly.